Molecule: messenger RNA, 693 nt
Organism: Chroicocephalus ridibundus (black-headed gull)
Lineage: Eukaryota; Metazoa; Chordata; Aves; Charadriiformes; Laridae
Product: scale keratin-like
Exons: 2
Coding region: 1-693 (230 amino acids)
Cellular component (GO): intermediate filament
Molecular function (GO): structural constituent of cytoskeleton
Source: RefSeq, a predicted model, not a curated record
AUGUCUUACUACAGCGAGUCCUGCAGACCCUGCGAGGUGACCUGCCCUCAGCCAAUUGCCGAGAGCUACAAUGAGCCGUGUGUGCAGCAAUGCCCCGACUCCAGAGCAGUCGUCUUCCCCCCACCAGCUGUGGUGACAAUCCCAGGCCCCAUACUCAGCUCUUUUCCUCAGGAGAGCAUUGUGGGAUCGUCAGGGCCAGCUGGGUUGGGGAGUUCCUUCAGUUCCCGAAGCUUGCAGGGCUAUGGGGGGGGCUCCUUUGGUAGCUCCUUUGGUCUGGGAGGCUAUGGGAGUUACGGGAGCUCCCUGGGCUAUGGGGGCUCCUCUGGCUAUGGGGCCUCCUUUGGUUUGGGGGGCUAUGGGGGCUCCCGGGGCUCCGGAAGCUCCUUUGGUCUGGGGGGCUGUGGGAGCUCCCUGGGCUUUGGGGGUUCCUCUGGCUUUGGGGGCUCCCGGGGCUAUGGGAACUCCUUUGGUUUGGGGGGCUGUGGGGGCUAUGGUGGCUCCCUUGGGUAUGGCCGUUCCCUUGGUUAUGGAGGUAAUGUGGGCUAUGGGGGCUCCCUGGGCUAUGGGUCCAGUGGCUUUGGCAAUUGCAGGAGGUCCUACAGCUCUGGUUUCUCCUCCUACGGCACGGGGUAUUACCGCCCUGGUGCCCAGAGGUGGGGCAGGUCCCGCCGCGGCAGCUGUGGGUCGUUCUAA